Messenger RNA from Neltuma alba, 3288 nucleotides. RefSeq names its product ubiquitin-activating enzyme E1 2-like. Gene Ontology annotation, biological process: protein sumoylation. Gene Ontology annotation, molecular function: SUMO activating enzyme activity. Gene Ontology annotation, cellular component: SUMO activating enzyme complex; cytoplasm. The transcript is spliced from 6 exons. Lineage: Eukaryota; Viridiplantae; Streptophyta; Magnoliopsida; Fabales; Fabaceae. The coding region runs from base 10 to 3288 and encodes 1092 amino acids. The record is from RefSeq and is a predicted model, not a curated record.
CUGCACUUCAUGCUUCCUAGAAAGAGAGCUGCUGAAGUAGUGGUUGUAGAAGAAGAGAGUUUAAACAAGAGCAACUCAGGCGCUGCAUCGUUUCCUAGGAAGAAUCGGAUAGGCUGCUUCAUUGCAUCCUCGCCUGCUGAUAUCGCCGGUUCGACGGGGAAUAAUAGCAGACAGAGCUUAAGUUGCGGCAACGACAAGAACAACCACAGUAGCGGAUACUUGACUGAAGGAUCAUCGAUAAUGGCUUUGAGUGAUUCCAAUCCGAUCGAUAUUGACGAAGAUUUGCACAGCCGUCAGCUCGCUGUGUAUGGUCGCGAGACGAUGAGGAAGCUCUUCAUGUCUAAUGUCCUUGUCUCCGGGAUGCAGGGUCUUGGUGUCGAGAUAGCCAAGAAUCUCAUUCUUGCUGGUUUCAAAUCUGUGACACUGCAUGAUGAAGGGAAGGUGGAGCUUUGGGAUCUGUCUAGUAAUUUUGCUUUUUCAGAGAAUGAUGUUGGUAAAAACAGGGCAGUGGCUUCUGCUGGUACGUUACAGGAACUCAACAAUGCGGUUCUUGUGCAUAGUUUGACAACGAAGCUGACAAAGGAACAACUUUCUUAUUACCAAGCUGUUGUUUUCACUGAUAUUAGCCUUGAGAAAGCGAUGGAGUUCAAUGAUUACUGCCACAGUCAUCAACCUCCAAUUGCUUUCAUUAAAUCUGAAGUCAGAGGCCUUUUCGGCUCUGUAUUCUGUGAUUUUGGGCCGGAAUUCACUGUUUUUGAUGUUGAUGGAGAGGAACCCCAUACGGGUAUAGUUGCAUCAGUUAGUAAUGACAACCCUGCCCUAGUAUCCUGCGUUGACGACGAGAGGAUUGAAUUUCGGGAUGGAGAUCUUGUUGUAUUCUCUGAAAUUCAUGGUAUGACACAACUGAAUGAUGGAAGACCAAGGAAAAUAAGAAAUGCUGGCGCAUAUUCUUUUUUUCUUGAAGAAGACACUACACAUUAUGGUACCUAUGAAAAAGGGGGAAUUGUCACACAGGUGAAAGAGCCAACGGUGUUGAAAUUUAAGACACUCAGAGAAUCACUCAGUGAUCCUUAUGAUUUUCUUCUCAGUGAUUUUUCCAAGCAUGAUCACCCGCCACUGCUUCACUUAGCAUUCUGGGCUUUGGAUAAGUUUGUCUCCGAGUUUGGUCGUUUUCCUGUUGCUGGUUCAGAGGAUGACGCGCAGAAGCUUAUAUCUAUUGCCUGCAAUAUUAAUGACACCUUGUUGGAUGAGAAGUUGGAUGAUAUGAAACCAGAACUUCUGAGGCACUUUGCCUUCGGUUCUAGGGCAGUUUUGAACCCUAUGGCUGCCCUGUUUGGUGGUAUUGUUGGACAAGAGAUUGUUAAAGCAUGCACUGGGAAGUUUCAUCCACUUUUUCAGUAUUUCUACUAUGACUCAGUGGAAUCACUUCCUACCGAACCACUUGAUCCCAAUGAUUUUAGAGCAGUAAAUAGCCGUUAUGAUGCACAAAUAUCUGUUUUCGGAUCCCGGUUACAGAAGAAAUUAGAAGAAGCUAAAGUGUUUGUCAUCGGAUCUGGUGCUUUGGGAUGUGAGUUCCUGAAGAAUCUCGCCCUGAUGGGAGUUUCUUGUGGAAGUCAGGGGAAGCUGACACUUACUGAUGAUGAUGUUAUUGAGAAGAGUAACCUAAGCCGGCAGUUGCUCUUUCGUGAUUGGAAUAUCGGACAAGCUAAGUCUACUGUUGCUGCAUCAGCUGCUGUUUCUAUAAAUCCUUCUCUGAAUAUUGAAGCACUGCAAAAACGUGUUGGACCUGAAACUGAAAACGUGUUUGAUGACACGUUUUGGGGAAACUUGAGUGUUGUGAUUAAUGCACUAGACAAUGUGAGUGCUAGACUGUAUGUCGAUCAGAGAUGCUUGUAUUUCCAAAAGCCUCUCCUAGAAUCAGGAACUCUGGGAGCAAAAUGCAAUACCCAGAUGGUCAUUCCCCACCUGACAGAAAAUUAUGCUGCCUCUAGAGAUCCUCCCGAGAAAAUGACACCAAUGUGUACUGUGCAAUCAUUUCCACACAACAUUGACCACUGCCUGACAUGGGCUCGAUCUGAAUUUGAGGGAUUGUUUGAGAAAACGCCAGCUGAAGUAAAUGCUUAUUUGUCCAGCCCAAUUGAAUAUGCUAAUGCAAUGAAGAAAUCUAAUGAUUUUUCAUCAAGGGACAACUUGGAGCGUGUUUUCAAGUGCCUUCAUAGGGAAAAGUGUGAGACCUUUAAAGCCUGUGUUACAUGGGCUCGGCGAAAGUUUGAAGAUUAUUUUGCUAAUCGGGUGAAGCAGUUGAUUUACAAUUUUCCUGAGGAUGCUCUAACUAGUACUGGAGUUCCGUUUUGGUCUGCUCCGAAAAGAUUCCCUCGUCCACUGCAGUUCUCAGCUUCUGAUCCAGGUCAUCUUCAGUUUGUGAUGGCAGCAUCUAUACUGCGUGCAGAAACAUUUGGCAUUCCCAUCCCUGAUUGGGUGAAGAACACGAGGAAGCUGGCUGAAGCAAUUGAUGAAGUGAUAAUACCAGAUUUUAAACCAAAGAAAAAUGUGCGGAUAGUGACAGAUGAGAAUUCUACAAGUCUCUCAGGAGAUGAUGCAGCUGUUAUUGACGCUCUAAUAUUCAAAUUAGAGCAGCUCCGGGCAAACCUACCGCCAGGUUUCGGGAUGAAACUAAUCCAGUUUGAGAAGGAUGAUAAUACCAACUACCACACGGACCUUAUAGCUGGGCUUGCCAACUUGAGGGCUAGAAACUACAACAUUCCUGAGGUUGACAAGUUUAAGGCCAAGUUGAUUGCAGGACUUAUCAUUCCUGCAAUUGCAACCUCAACCGCCAUGGCCACUGGUCUCGUCUGCCUGGAGCUCUACAAAGUUUUGGACAGAGGGCACAAAGUCGAGGACUAUCGAAACACAUACGCUAACCUCGCACUCCCUCUCUACUCAGUGUUUGAGCCACUUCCACCCAAGGUUCACAAACAUCAGGGUAUGAGUUGGACAAUUUGGGAUAGGUGGUUUCUGUAUGACAAUGUUACUGUGAGGGGACUUCUUGAGUGGAUGAAGAAGAAAGGCCUAAACGCUUAUAGCGUUUCAUCCGGAAAAUCCCUGAUCUACAACAAAAUGUUCCCUAAGCACCAGGAGCGAAUGGACGAAAAACUGGUGGAUUUAGUUAGAGAAGUGGCCAAGGUGGAACUCCCUGCAUACCGUCGACACUUCGACGUUGUGGUCGCCUGUGAGGAUGAUGAGGGUAAAGACGUUGACACCCCUCAAAUAUCCAUUUAUUACCGUUAG